CGAAGAGGCAAGCAAGCGCAUACAGUUACACCUUGUAUACAGAUGGCCGUGUGACUCGUGUGUUGUAUAUAAUGUACAUAAUUUUAGUUUUAAAUGUAUCUGCGUGUAAACAUUUAUACAUUCAGUCGCCAAAUCGACGAGUGGGUAAAGAAAAUCUGUAAAUCUAAAGAAAGGCAAGCAUCAUCUGAAUGGAAGCACGUAGAUCGCCAGCUCGAACAUAUCGAGACCAGACGACUCGAAUGGGGAUUUUUAAACCAGGACUUACCUACAGAAGCAGUAGAAGCCCAAAAACGUCAAAGGAAGUAUAUAAAUGCGAGUUAUAUUUCUGCUUAAUUGAAUGUAAUUAUUUUAUGUAAAUAAUUGCUGAUAAAUUCCAACGUGAAGGCCGCUGUAACGUUAAAUCAUUUGUAUAUACAACGGAAUAGCUAGUUGUAUAGCUAGUCAUUGCUAACUGGGCUAGCCGUUCGCCUAAAUCACAACAGACAACAGCAAUAUGUUACAUUUUGGAUUUACCUGAGGACCGUGAACACGCUGUGCUUUCAGGACAGGGCCUUGGGGAACUUUUCAUACAAAAGCUUGAAGGACCCUCCUCUGAGCUAGAGUGUUCCGCCUGGGUCAGAUGAGGGGAGGAGUUUCUCCCAUCGGGGACUGAGUUCACCGGCCUGGCUGGGUGGGGAAGAUGCACACAGACGAUGGGGAGAAGGAUGCUCAACGCAGAGAACUAGUUCUGGCUAGAGAAAAGCUCUCGGCUUGUCAUCUCAUGCCCCAGUUAACCAACCGAGGUUAGGAGAGACAGGGAGAGAGUCCACUUGGGUGAAGGAGGGAUCCCGUUUCACCGGCAGCACUGGAAGAGCGAGCCACAUAGACGACAAGGGGUAGGAGGGUGACCACAGAAAGAGAGAGAGACGGGGACUGACAGAGAACCAGGGGGUAGGAGGAGGAGGGGGGGGCGGCGAAGCGGGAGCGGGAGCGGACAUUCCCGAUGGCGACUGACCCUGGCGAGCCCACGGGCACCGAGGACUCCUCGGAGAAGUCCGAUGGACCGAGGGAGGAGGAGGCGGAGUCGGAGGGCAGGGCCGGACGGGAGAGGACGCGCAGCACCCCCUCCGACUUCCCCUCCUCUCAGACCCAGGAGAGGAUUGCCGAGGGAGUGGGACCCAGGGCAGGAGGAGGAGGCGGCGGCGGAGGAGGAGGAGAGGGCAAGGGCAGCGCACGGGAGACGGAAACGGCGGCACGACCGCUGUCCCUCUCCACGCCCUCGUCCCCGGCGGCCCACGGCCCGAGGCUGAGGCGAGAGAAGCGCUUCUUCCGGAAGAGCGUGGAGAUCUGCGAGGAGGAGGACGAGGUGGAGGAGGGCGUGGCGCCCCCCCGCCUCGAGCUGUGCGCCACAGACUCGGUGUUUGCCGGCGGGGCCCAGCCGCAGGGCACCGCCUCCGCCGUCCUCGGACACGACGCCGGCUCCGCCCAGGAGCCCGGCAAGGAGCCGUCCUUAUCCUUGCCCCCGCAGCGGGGGAAGGAGAGGGACCGGGAGCUGGAGGAGGAGGCCGAGAUGAAGGCCGUCGCCACCUCCCCAGGGGGGCGCUUCCUCAAGUUUGACAUUGAGCUGGGCAGGGGAGCCUUUAAGACCGUUUACAAAGGCCUGGACACCGAGACCUGGGUGGAGGUGGCCUGGUGUGAACUUCAGGACCGCAAGCUGACCAAGGCAGAGCAGCAGCGCUUCAAGGAGGAGGCAGAGAUGCUGAAAGGGCUGCAGCACCCCAACAUCGUCCGCUUCUACGACUCGUGGGAAUCUGUUCUCCGCGGCAAGAAGUGCAUCGUUCUGGUCACUGAGCUCAUGACCUCAGGGACUCUCAAAACCUACCUGAAGCGCUUCAAGGUGAUGAAGCCCAAGGUGCUGCGGAGCUGGUGCCGGCAGAUCCUGAAGGGGCUGCAGUUCCUGCACACGCGCACCCCCCCCAUAGUGCACCGCGACCUCAAGUGUGACAACAUCUUCAUCACCGGCCCCACGGGCUCCGUCAAGAUCGGAGACCUGGGGCUGGCCACGCUCAUGAGGACCUCCUUCGCCAAGAGUGUCAUAGGCACUCCUGAGUUCAUGGCUCCUGAGAUGUAUGAGGAGCACUACGAUGAGUCGGUGGACGUGUACGCCUUUGGGAUGUGCAUGCUGGAGAUGGCCACCUCAGAGUACCCCUACUCUGAGUGCCAGAACGCCGCCCAGAUCUACCGUAAAGUCACCAGCGGCAUCAAACCAGCCAGCUUUGAUAAAGUCAACGACCCCGAGAUCAAAGAGAUCAUCGAGGGCUGCAUUCGCCAGAACAAAAGUCAGAGGCUGUCUGUCCGAGACCUCCUGACCCACGCCUUCUUCGGGGAAGACACGGGGGUGCGGGUGGAGCUGGCCGAGGAGGACACGGCCGGCCAGGACUGCCUGGCGCUGCGCAUCUGGGUGGAGGAUCCCAAGAAGCUGAAGGGCAAACACAAGGACAACGAGGCCAUCGAGUUCAGCUACGACCUGGAGAACGACAGCGCGGAGGAGGUGGCGCUGGAGAUGGUGAAGUCCGGCUUCUUCCACGAGAGCGAUGCCAAGGUGGUGAGCAAGUCCAUCCGCGACCGGGUCACCCUCAUCAAGAAGUCCCGCGAGCGGCGCCAGCAGCAGCAGCUCCUCCAGCACAACCAGGGCCCCCCGGACGAGCGGCCACACUCCUCCUACACCUGCUCCCACCCCUCCUGCCCCUCCUCCCUGGGGCCCGCCGCUGGCGCCGUGACAGGAGGCGGAGGCGGAGGAGGGGGGCCGGGCGAGGCGGAGGAGCAGCAGCCAGCGGUGGAGCAGCAUGUCAGGCAGCAGCAGCAGAUCCUCAGUGAGGCUGCAGCAGUAGCCACCCUGACAGAAGCUGAGAGCCUGGCCCCAGUCAGCUGUGAGUCCUACCCUAGCUGCCAGAGCCAGGCGUACCCUCAGCAAGGGGAGUCUUACGCCCAAUCACAAUCCAGCAUGCCUUCUGCUGCCUCUGGUAUACACAGCACAGGGGCCCUGGUUCACCCCCAGAUGCUCCCCAUUGGUCAGAGCGGGGGGGUUCCCAACGUGCCUAUUGGUCAGAGCGGUGGGGUGGCUGUCAUGUCUACUGGCCAAAGCAGCGGGGCACCUGGACAGGCAUUCAUUCAGCCUGUUCCCAUGGCGACGCAGGUGUCGCCAGGUGUGCCGUCACAGUACUCUCAGCCAUACAUUUCAGAUGGAUCACAGAUAGCCACCCUGCACACAUCCAUGGUCCCCUCCCAGUCCUACAUCCCUCCGGCGUCCCCCCAAGCCCACACCAAUGUCCUUGGGGCACCCAUCUCCAUAGGUGAUCCUGGCUCACCGGCAGGGGGGGGCGUGGUCCCCCUCGCCCCGCCACAGACCCAGUCCACUGGGCCCCCUGUGCAGCAGCCUGUUGAUGUUGCCCUCUCGCCGGGCCCCACCACACAGAGCCAGCCUUCUGGGAUACCUCAGCAGACUGUCGUUCAGCAACAACUGCUGCAACAGCAACAACAACAACAGUUGCAACAGCAACAACAACAACAGUUGCAACAGCAACAACAACAGCAGCAGCAACAACAACAACAGCUGCAACAGCAACAGCAGCAGCAACAACAACAACACCAACAGCAACAACAACAGAUACUGAUGGAACCCCAGGCUACAAACCUCCCACAGCAACAGACGGAGGCCCAUGUCCCUGUGCUCCAGCAUCAGCAAGCGAUUGCGAUCCAACAGGCGGUGUUGCCGCAGCCGCAGACUGACCAGUCCCACUCGUCUCAGGCCUCCCUCCAGCAGCAGAGCGAGCUGCAGCAGGUGUACGCACAGCAAGCGCUGGUCCAGCCACAGCAGGUUGGAUCCGUGCAACAGCCGGUGGAGCAGCCACAAAGCUACGCGUCGCAACCUCCAAUGGAUCUUCACGACCAGAGCAUGAUACAGCAACAGCUCUUGCAGCAGCAGCAACAUACGUUGUUACUACAACAGCAGCAUCAACAACAACAGCAGCAGCAGCAGUUGGAACAGCAGCAGCAUCAACAACAACAGCAGCAGCAGCAGCAGCCGCAAUUGGAACAGCAGCAGCAUCAACAACAGCAGCAGCAGCAGCAGCAGUUGGAACAGCAGCAUCAGCAUCAAGCCAUACUACUGGAGCCACAGCAGCAAGUGUACAUACAACAACAGCUGGAACAGCAGCAGCAACAAGCGCUGUUACAGCAGCAACAACAGGCCCAGCUACAGCAACAUCAACUGGAGCAACAGCAGGCCCUCUUACAACAGCAGAUGCUGGAGCAGAAGCACCAACAAGCUAUUCUGCUUCAACAACAACAGGAGCAACAGCAACAACAAGCGCUGUUACAACAGCAACAACAGGCCCAACUGGCCCAGCAGCAAAUGGAACAACAGCAGGCGCUCCUGCUUCAGCAACAGCUCGAAAAGCGACAACAGCAAGCGGUCUUGCAGCAGCAACAGCUUGAGCAACAGAGCCAACUGCAGCAACACAUCGAGCAACGGCAGCAACAGCAAAGUGUCCUGCAACAGGCGCAACAACAGGCGCAACAACAACAGCCUCUCUCACAACCACAGAUUGAAGAACAGCAACAGUUGGAACACCAAUCCCUGAUACAGCAGCAGCUUCAGCAGCAAGCAAUUCUACAACAUCAACAGCAGCAGCAACAACAGCAGCAGCAAGUCCAAAUCCAACAGCAAAUUGAACAACAGCAACAACAACAACAGCCUCUCUCACAACUACAGAUUGAAGAACAGCAACAGUUGGAACACCAAGCCCUGAUACAGCAGCAGCUUCAGCAGCAAGCAAUUCUACAACAUCAACAGCAGCAGCAACAACAGCAGCAGCAGCAAGUCCAAAUCCAACAGCAAUUUGAACAACAGCAACAACAGGCGCUGUUGCAGCAACAGUUGGAACAACAGCUUCAGCAGCGAGCGCUUUUACAACAACAACAUCAACAAAUGAUAUUAAAGCAACAGCAGAUUCCACAGAAAGACACAGGACAACAGCCACCCCAAACGGCCGCGAUUCAUUUUCAACAAACUGACAAACAAGAUACUCUGUCUAUUCAGCAACAGUGCGAACAGCAAGCUUUGAUUCAGCAGCAACAGGCAGAGUUGCAGCAGUCAAGCGUUCCUUCACAACAACAACCACAGCAGAACGCUGCAUUGUUUCAACCUCAAACUAGUCCUUUGCAGCAGAAGGUUAUAGAACAACACCAGGCUGCACUGGUACAGCAACAGCAAGCCUACAUUUCCCAGCAGCAACACCAUAGUUCCGUGUCGGAGCCCCAGGUCCCUAUUGUAGUCCCAGCCACCACUGAAGGGAUUCAGGCUCUUGCUAAAAUGACCUCCCAGCAGACUCAGGGCGCAGUCUCCAUCCAGCCUCAGAUCCCCACCCAGCCUCCAGCUCACAUUCAAGCCCAUGUCCUGGCCAAUAGCCAGGGUGAAGCUCGCCCACAGAGCCAGGGCCACGUCCCAAUACAGCCUCAGCCCCCGCCCCAGGCUGGGGUCGAAGCCCAGACGCCCUUACAAGUGGUGGCAUCGAUCCACAGCCAGCCUCAGCCUGUCCCGUCCCAGGCUCUCGUGCAGGCUAGUCAUCCCACUCCAGCUCCCAUGCAGGGCCAGACGCCCACAAAGACAAUGAUCCAGCCACCCCAGGGCCAGAUCCAAGCCAUGGAGGGGAUCCCUCCGCAGGGCCAAGCCCACCCACAUCCUCAGCCCCCAGUGUCAGCAGUUCCAGGAUCCUGCCCAGUUCAAUACGAGGCCCCGGUCCAACAGAGUGCCCCAAUAUCAGGAAUGGUGCAGCCUCAAAUACAAACCCUAGCUCAGGCUCAACUCCAGAUCCAGGCCCAAAUCCAUGUCCAAGCUCAAAUCCAGGCCCAGGCCCAAAUGCAAGCUCAGGCCCAGGUCCAAGCCCAAGCUCAAAUGCAAGCCCAGGUCCAAGCCCAAGCUCAAAUGCAAGCCCAGGUCCAAGCCCAAGCCCAGGUCCAAGCCCAUGCUCAAAUCCAAGCCCAGGCUCAGGCCCAAGCCCAAAUCCAAGCCCAAAUCCAAGCCCAGGCCCAGGCUGCUGCCAGUCAUUUACCUAUUCAGUAUGUCCCAGCCCCUCAGCCCACGCACCAAGCCAUGCCGUCAGUCCAGCAACAACAGCAGGACAUCCCGCAGGUUGAGCAACAGCAACACCAGCUUCAGUGUCAACAGAUAAUCCUGUCUCCUGGAACUGUCAUGGCCGCCGCCCCUGCUCCAGCCGUUGACCCUAAAACGUUGACCUCUUCUGCUCAAUCUAUCCAACAUACAAGCAGCCAGGCGUUUGUCCAGCCCCAGCUGCAGCCCGUGUUGCAGGCCCAGCAGCCGGCCGGAAGCCCAGCUGUCCAGGCGGUAAUCCAGCCUAUAACUCAACUGGGGCCAUCGCCUUUACAACCAAUUGAGCAAUACCAGCAGCAGCUGCAACAGGUCUCCCCGGCACACAAACAACAGCAGCAGCAGAUUCCUGCUCAGUCCGGGCCCUCCCCGCCCCCCCUGUUGGCCCCCGUUCCCCUGGAUCAGCCUCAGCCCCCCCCCCACGCCCCCCCGCCACAUGUGGGGGCACAGCAGCCGGGCCUCAGUAAUGCAGCCCAGAGCCAGGUUCGAGUUCUGCCCCUGUACAGCCAGGUGGUUGCUGGGCCACCCCUUUCCCCCCAGCAUCAGGCCCAUGUCCAGGCCCAGAUCCAGCACACUCUCCCCGCACACACACUCGCACAGACCACCACACAGCCUCAGAUGCACACGCAGGCUCGCGCGCAAACACAAUCACACGCACAGACACACGCUGAGACCCCAGGGGGUAUCGAGCAGCCCGCGCACCCCCAGGCAGUCACGCUGGAGAGCCCCUCUCGUACCUCCCGUCACCCCGCCUCCCUGCCACACCUUCAGCCUGCCGCUCCUGCCCCAGAACAGCCCCCCCCUCCAGAGGGCCCUGUGCUUCUCCCCGGGCGGGCUGAUGUGGCCCCUGCCUCCUCUCUUCCUGUCGCCUCUAUCCAGUUGCUUGACUCUAAUGCCCCCUUGCUGCCCCCAACCUCGCUGCAAGACUGUGACCCUACCCUGCUGGGCAUUGCUCAGGAAAGUCCAAACCAGUCAAGCACAGAGAGACACUUGUCAUCCGGUUCUGUCCCAGCCAAUGGUGAAGAGGCCCUUCAGCUCUUGGCCAAUGGGAAACUGGAGAGAGUCAAGUCUCAGCGGAGGUCCUCCUAUCAGAGACCGGAAAAAGGCUCACACUUUCAACUGAGCAUGCUUCAAGUUUGCCAGGUGUCCAGCACUGGAGACAACAUGGUGGAAUGCCAGCUGGAGACCCACAGCAACAAGAUGGUGACCUUCAAAUUCGACAUAGAGGGCGAUUCUCCAGCAGACAUCGCAGAUUACAUGGUGGAAGAGGACUUUGUCCUCGAGUUGGAGAAGGAGACGUUCGUAGAGGAGCUGAGAGCCAUUGUGAAGAAAGCUCAAGAGAUCCUCCAUACACACUCGCAGACCGGCUCCAUGGACCAGCUGCAUGUGAGCACCCCGUCAGGCUCAGCGACGGACGCGGCCCCUCAGUCGUCCCCAGUGGGACGCUGGCGGUUCUUCAUCAACCAGACCAUCCGACACCGAGACUCCCAAUCCAACCAGGGGGCCUCCACACCGCCCCCCACUGGCGAGACCAGGGUACCACAGUCCUUCGACGCUGAGAGAGAAGGGGAUGGAGCCCAGAGGCCGGAGUCUUUCACCGGAGCGUCCGCUUCGCCUCCCUCUCCCUCCCUGUCCUCCUCCUCCCCUCCUGUCUCCACCGCCUCCGCCCCCUCCUCCAUGUCCGCCCCUGCCACCGCUGCCCCUGCUCCUGACACGACUGCCUCUGUCAGCCUCUCUGCCCCAGCCUCUACUCUCUCUAGCGCAGCCUCAGCUGUCCCCCCCGCCUCGGCCACCGCGGCCUCCCCGGCCUUGGAACCCCUCGACCGAACCUCCAGCGCUGCCACCUCCCUGCCCGCCCGCGUACCCACUACCUCUGCCAGGGUGGCUGUCCCCGCUAGCAUUGCUCCCAAAGCCACCGCUUGUCUAACUGAAACUCUCACCUCCCCUGGAACUAGUGGUAGUUCCACCCAGGGCCAGAGUCACGGCCGGGGUCAGGGCCAGGGCCAGAGUCAGGGGGGUGUAGGUGGAGCUGCCUUGGGGCAGUGUGCUUCUGGAACGCAGCACGCCUUCACCUCCACCUCUGUUCGCUCUCCCCCGCCUGUUGCUGCGGCAGUGACCUCACCUCCCGUCAGCCACUUUGGGCUGGAACAGCAGCCUCAGACACAGCAACAGCAGCAGAGACAGCUCCCAGUAACGCAGCAGCUACAGGGAGUGCAGCAGUGCAGUCCUUCUCAACAACAGCAGCUUCUCGAACAACAGCAAACCCAACAAGUGUACCAAGAGCAGAUGCAGCUACAGCAGCAAGCACUGCAGCAGUCUCUGCAGCACCUGCAGAUGCUGCAACAGCAACAACAACAACAACAUCCAGAGGUACACGUUCAGCUGGGUCAAACGGAGCAGCUGCAGAAGCUGCAGUCACUACAGCCACAGACUGAAGUCACACAAAUGUCCAUUGGGCAGACUCCACAACCAUCUGUUCAACCACAUGCACCCCAGUACAGCCCACAGGUACACCAGUUACCACCGCAACAACCUGUCAUGCCACAACAACCAGUAAUACCACAACAACAUGUCAUGCCACAGCAACCUGUCAUGCCACAACAACCUGUCAUUCCACAACAACCAGUCAUUCCACAACAACCAGUAAUACCACAACAACCUGUCAUGCCACAGCAACCUGUAAUACCACAACAACCUGUCAUCCCACAGCAACCUGUCAUGCCACAGCAACCUGUCAUGCCACAGCAACCUGUCAUGUCACAACAACCUGUAAUACCACAGCAACCUGUCAUGUCACAACCACCAGUAAUACCACAACAACCUGUCAUGUCACAACAACCAGUAAUUCCACAACAACCUGUCAUGCCACCACCACAACAACAGCAACAUUCACAGAUUGAACUGCAGCACCAGCAGCAGUUAGACCUACAACAGACACUCCACUUCCAGCAACAGCAAAUGCUUUUACAGCAGCAACAGCAACACCAACAGCAGCAGCAACAACAACAGCAGCAGCAACAACAACAGCAGCAGAAGCAGCAACAACAACAACAGCUGCAACAACAGCUGCAACAACAACAGCAACACCAACAACAACAGCAGCAGCAACAACAACAACCACCACAUCAACAACAACAACAACAACCAUUUAUGGCUACUGCAAACCUCCAGCUGGAUCAGUCAGCGCAGCACCAGGCCCCGCCGCAGCCCCAGGCAGCCAGUCAGCUGUAUGUCCAGCAGCAGUCAGCACAGCAGCUGAACAUGGGCCUGAUGCAUCAGCUGCAGGCUCAACAGCAACUCUCUCAGCAGCUCCCCCUAGAGCCAACACAACAACAACAACAACAACAACAACAGGAGCUGGCUAAAGCUGUGGAGAUGGCCUCCCAGCAGGUGCCUCAGGCCCAGCAGGUGCCUCAGGUGCCUCAGGCCCAGCAGGUGCCUCAGGCCCAGCAGGUGCCUCAGGUGCCUCAGGCCCAGCAGGUGCCUCAGGUGCCUCAGGCCCAGCAGCAGCAGACCGUUUUUCAGAAGCAGCCCUCUUUCCAACAGUCCGAGUCGGAGCUCUCCACUGGAGAAGCCAGUGUGACGGAGGAAACAGGCAGCCUAUCUGCCCCUCCACACCCCUCCUCGGACUCCUCCCUGCCCUCCCUGCCCCCUCUGCCUCUGGGCGCCUCAGACUCCCCUUUGCCCCCCCUCUCCCUCACGCUGACCCCCUCCCCAGCCCAGCCCUCCUCCGUGGCCGAGUCGGACAGCGAGGGCCCGCCCAAAAUCGAGUUUGUAGACAACCGCAUUAAGACCCUGGACGAGAAGCUGAGGAACCUGUUGUAUCAGGAGUACAGUGGUAGUGGGGCGGGGCCGGUGGGCGGAGCUGCCGGGGCAUCUGCCGCCGCCGCCACCUCGGUGGCCUCCACCUCAGCGGGAGGGGAGGAGUCCUCCGAGCCCCACUCCCUCCCACCCUCGACCUUCCCCAUGUCCCCCUCCUCCUCCGAAACGUCCCCGCACUCCUCCACCUCCAGCACCUCCUCCACCACCUCCCGGUCCUCCUCCACCUCCCCCGACCCGGAGAGGGGGAGAGGAGGGGCGAGGGAGGCGCCUGACGCGCCCCAGGACCCUGCGGCGCCCGGCCCAGUGGAGAGGCAGCCUGCCCCGUCCCUCCCCUUCUCCUCCGCCUCCCUCCUGGCCUCCCCCCGCCGAGACUCGGCCAUGUCCCAGUGCCCGCCUGUGCCCGGAGAACACGCCACGCUUGCCGCCCCCUCACAUUCUGACACCAGUACCCCAGGAGACGCCCCGUGGCCCCCCACUCCGCAACUCAUCCCCCUCCAGCCUGGACCGCAUCAACAGCAGCAGCACCACAAUGCAGGAGGUGGAUAUUUUGGCCUAAACCUGACAUGUCCUAGUAUCAGAAAUCCUGUUAGCAAGAAAUCCUGGACUCGCAAAUUCAAAAGCUGGGCUUGCAAACUGCGCCACUCCGCCAGCUUGUUCAAGAAGCCCAGAGUCCAGCAAGAUGGAGACUCCAGCCUGACGGUGAAAGAGGAGAAGGAAGACUCCUCCCUGAACGCAUCCCAAGCCCACCAAGGCCGCUUUCAGGUCAUUCCAGUCUCUCCGGCCCCCGAGGCCUCUCCCCCCAAGGCGGCCCCCUCCGGCCAGGGGAGCGCUCACAGGAAAGUGGGGCGCUUCUCCGUGACGCAGGCCGAGGCCCGGAGAGAGGAAAGCAACGUCUCCGACAGCUCCCCGGCGUCUCCUGACCGGGAGAGAGAGAGGAGGAAGACCCGGGGAAAAGAGGGCGAGAAAGAGGAGGGGAAGAAGACCCCUGCCCUGGCCCACCCAGCUCGAGGCCACGCCUCCCGGGGGCACUCCCCUGUGGGCAGCAGCGACGAUGAUGAGUGCGAGCUGGAGGACGAGACCCUGAGGAAGGAGCUUCACAAGCUGAGAGAGAAACACAUCAAGGAGGUGGUCUCCCUGCAGGCCGAGCAGAACCGAGAGCUCCAGGAGCUCUACCGGCAGCUGCGUUCCCUCAAGGACCACCGGCACAACCUGCCUCUCCCCCUGCCCCGCACCCCUCCCCUCCCCUCCGGAGCCCCGGCCCUCUCCCCCCGCCGGCCCAGACCGGCCAAAGUCAAGCUCCGGCCCCGGCCGCACUCCCACAUGGAUAACAAUGGUGUGGUGCAUCCCGGGAUGCAGCAGGCGAGCAGCUUCUCGUGCGGGGAGCAGAGCAGACUCCCCCCGUACUGCAACACAGAGAGCCCCCACGCACAGGCUCUCAAAAGAGACCACAGUCCUGCAGCCCAAGGCCUGGGCGCCAGGAAGAGCACGUUCACGGACGAGCUGCACAAACUGGUGGACGAUUGGACGAAGGAGACGGUCGGCCCCGCCCCGCCUAAGCCCUCGCUCAAUCAGAUCAAGCAGAUUCAGCAGGUGCAGGAGCUGGGAGGCUGGAGCCAGCCUACUGAGGUGACUCCUCCAGGCUGGUUUCCGGUGGAACUCCUGAGCCCCCAGGCGCCCUAUGUGCCCAGGUCCACCAGCCCAGCCCCCUCUCAGUAUCCAUCUGCUGGGGGGGGGGCCCUGCGCUCUCCGGGACCACCACCGCAACAACAGCAACAACAACACACGCAGAUGCCCCCGGUGCCACAGCUGCAGCAAAGUUUACAUCUCCAGCAGUCGACCCUGGCUCAGCCUCACGCGCUCCAGCCGAUGCCCUUUCAGCAGGCCCCUCUGCUCCAGCAACAGAUGCCCCCGCAGCCCCUCACCCAUCCCCUCUCCCAGUCCCAGCCCAUGCCACCGCAACAGAUCGCCCCCCUGCCCCACACCGCUCCGCUUCAGAAUCCACCUCUGCUGCCUUCCCAGAUCCCCCCUGCCGCCUCGCAGACACCCGGCCUCGGGCCCGAGUCCCUGCUGCCCGGCACGGGCGCCCCCUUGCUCUCACACGGAGGGGUGUCGGCCGCCGGGGGGACGUUCUGCUCCUGCUCUUCCUCCUGCUCCUCCUCCUCCUCCUGUUCGACUGCUGCUCUGCCUUCCAGUGCCAAACUUCACCCGACGCCCCCAAACUCCACUGUUCCUCUAGGACAGCAGUGACGCAGGGCAGGAGCUCUCCCGGGCUUGGAGGGAAGUCAAGAAAGAUGGAGAGGUGAAGAGCAAACAUAUUGAGAGUGGACGCGCGUAUGAGAGCUGACUGAGAAUGAGAAAAUGGAUGUGUUGAUGAAAAGAUGGCGAGUGAAUGUGAGAGAUGGUAGACUAGCAUGUACAGAAAGAGGGCGGUAUCGAGCAAAUGGGCUUGGGCUUCUGAACUAUGGUGUGUUUGGGUUGUUGAGUUGUACAAAUUGUUGUCCAUGUGUGCUUGUGUGUGUGUUUGUAUUGGCAUUUAUUUUCCAAGUACAUAUCCCUUGUGUGUUUUCAAACCAAUUACCGGUCUUUUUUCUCCACUCGGUUGGUCCUGAACUCUUCCGAAGCAGAGACAUGAAGGGAUCACACACAAAAUUUGACAUUUAGUUUUUCAUUUGUCAAUGCUUGCAUUGAAAGGACUAUGAAUUUAAAAAGUGCAAUUAGUAGUUGUCAUCUAAAUUGAUCAUUCUGUGUUGUCUGUGGUUUGUCAGGAAUGCAUAAACUAAAUGUUUUUUUUGUUUUGUGGAAGCACGUUGACAACAUUCAGACAAUUGAAAUGAGCUGAUGUUUUUAAACAAGUAGGCCUAUAGCACAAAUGUUUUUAAUGGGCAGUGACAAAUUAGGCUGUUUGAACAGCAGCAUGACUAAAAACAGAGCAUGGCAAUGUUAUGGCUACCAUCACUACCACAAUGCCACUAAGCACACUGUUAUACAGUGUAGAGCACAGGCUAGGCAUGAACUUUGUGUAUUAUAUUUUACAUUGAUAAGUAGUAAUAAUAAUUUAGAUUAGGCUAGAGACUAUUUGAAAUAACACAAGGAUUUACAGAAGAAAACCUUUGAGGAACUUAUUUUAUUAGUCUAUUGAUAAAAUUAACUUCAUUGUUAUUAGUUUGGUGGACUUGAGGUUUACUGGAAUCAAACUCAUACCAAGACUGCAUGACCUUACCUUGCCUGGAUUUAGUGCAAUCUGUUGACACAAAUACUUAGCCUUCUCAUGUUUGCCGUGCACAACAAGCUGAGAGGAUUUAACAGUCCAAAGUAAGUUACUUAUAUUCAAAAUAAGCUCUUAAAAGAAUUUAUUGAAAUAUCUGGCCGUACAACUCUCAGCGUUGCAUAUCAAGGUUUCCUACUUCGAAUAACAAUGAGAACAUAAACUGCCAAGCACUAAUGGAUUGGGGAAACCAUGACGCUUUGUCCCUAUGUUGCCUUUUAGAAUGAACUUUUGUGAGUGAGUGUUUUAUUUUUACUUUAGUGUGAGGUAUAGGUUUGUGAUAAUGCUGUACCGCAUCAAAUUGUUUCCCUACUGCUUUUAUGUAAAGCAACCUCUCACACAGUAGUUGUCACUGUACCUAAUUAACUAUGUUUACUUGGUGCCCAGACUCUUCUCACCUCAAGACACUGGGUGACUGGCCCAUUCAAGCUGAAGUCUUAGUCUGAUGUCAGACAGCAUUGCAAGAGCCUCACUCUCCAGUUUGUCACAUGUAUUACUUCAUCGGUGAUGUGUUUUUGUCCUGAAUGACUUCUGAAUCAGACCAUAGAUGAGCUUAUUGUACACUUGGAAAGGUUGACUUAAUUCUGAUUUGUUAUUCCACCAUUUCUAACUGUAUUUCAGUGGUGUACUGCAGGGAUACACAUGGAAUAGAUACAUCUGUAGACUAUGGAAUUAUCAGUGCACUUAGCCAUAUACACAUUUAAUAAAGGAUGGAUCAAUAUAACAAUAUAUUUUCUGAAAUCCUUCUCAAUACAAUAAGUAAAAGAGCAUCUCAGUUGUUUUUUUCUUUAUUUUUUAAAAUAUUAUAAUGUCAGAGAUUUUGUGCCACAGCAAAGAGGAGAUUGUACAGUAUGUGACAAACCACAAAAUGUGAGAUGCACUUCAAGUGGAAGGUGGAACAGCUUUUGCUUUUGGUUGGUCAAAAGUUAAUCUUGACAAUUGCAUAUGAAUCUAGAAUUAACACUAUGGUUUUCAGUUGAUGUUGUUUUUUAGAGACAACCCACAUUUUCACAGUAAUGUUAUUAUUGAUGGAGGUGAGUUACUGAGCUGUCAAGUCAAAUUCUAACAUGUUGACCCACACAUCACAGAAGAUUUUAUUCAUUUAUGAUAGGAAAUGUGGAAAUCUCUCUGUCCUGAAGUGUUACCAAAAUGUUAUCUUAAAGAAAAAAAUAUUUUUGUAUUUUGAAAUGGGGGUUGUAUAAAAUGUAAAAUGUGUUCUCUUCAGUAACUAAAGUCUGAGGUUAUCUGAAACCAGAAACAUUGGUUCUCAUUAAUGCUUAUGGAGUUCCCCAUGUCAGUGUUCCACCUAUUCUGUUUUGAAGUGGGGUUAUUAUUCAUAUUUAUAUGUUUACCAGAAGAUUUCUUUUGGGCCAAAUCCUCUGCGCUUGUAUUAUUUGUAUUUUCUGUAUCAGAGAUAGCCAGAAUAGUCAUACAUGUUUUCAUUUACAACUUUUAGUGCUAUUAUUAAACAGUGGUGUUGUGUUGUAAACAUAUCACUUUUCUGGGAGAUAUAUCUCAUAAUUACAGAAAAUACCAAUAAUACAAAAGCGGUGGAUGUGUUUAAGGCAGAUGACAGAGAAGAGCGGGAAACAGAUCUCGACCCUAACCCUAACAACAUAACCAACAAACAUAAUGAGGCCAUAUAUAAUCAUAACCUGGGGAGCCCCAAAAUGACCUGAAUGAGAACCAUGCAAUGAUUAAAAGGUGAUUUAAACUGAAAAAAGAAUGACAAAAUCUAUGUUGCUGGUGAUUUAGCCUCUGUAAAAUCUUAACUAAUUCAAUUGUUGAUUUUAUUUAUGUUUUGUAACUAAUCUAAAUAAAUGGUGUUAAACAUCAAAGUUGA
Messenger RNA from Osmerus eperlanus (European smelt), 15078 nucleotides. RefSeq names its product WNK lysine deficient protein kinase 3 (gene wnk3). Gene Ontology annotation, biological process: intracellular signal transduction; monoatomic ion homeostasis; negative regulation of sodium ion transport. NCBI's taxonomy places the organism in Eukaryota, Metazoa, Chordata, Actinopteri, Osmeriformes, Osmeridae. The transcript has 25 exons. The record is from RefSeq and is a predicted model, not a curated record. Gene Ontology annotation, cellular component: cytoplasm; cytosol. Gene Ontology annotation, molecular function: ATP binding; potassium channel inhibitor activity; protein serine/threonine kinase activity. Bases 983 to 12217 code for a protein of 3744 amino acids.